Molecule: messenger RNA, 1767 nt
Organism: Vigna angularis (adzuki bean)
Lineage: Eukaryota; Viridiplantae; Streptophyta; Magnoliopsida; Fabales; Fabaceae
Exons: 4
Coding region: 307-1467 (386 amino acids)
Source: RefSeq, a predicted model, not a curated record
GUUUUUCGUGUUGACUCACUGCAGGUAAUUGUAAAGGUGCAAUGCCAGGUGUGCAGACAGUUAGAAACGGUAACAAAAUGAAAGUAACAAUGAGUGUGAGUGCAAUGGGCACACUUAACACAGUAACACCAAAAUGCAUUAGGCAUUGCGUUGGUAACAGAAUCACCUCGAAUCUUGAGCUUUUCAACUUGCACACACAAUUUUCGUUCAUCCAAUCCACCCACUUCUUCACACCUCUAUUUUUGAAUUUCUGAUGUCUCUCGUUAUCUCUUCACGCAAACGCUAACAUUGCUAACAUGUCCUCUCAUGCGCCGUCAGAGGACACGUUUUUCCUCCGCCAGAGCGACGCGUGGCUUAGCAGCUGCUGAUCUCUCUGCCGGCAUGCUUCGGGAGACCAAAGUCCUCCACUUACGGCGCGCCGUCGCCGCCUCGUUCUUCUUCGCCACCGUUUCCCUCUCUUUGUUGGUCCUCUUUGGAGACCUUAAUUCUCGUAGAUUCUUCUCCACCUUCCAUUACUCUUAUUCCCUUUCUAGCAUUUUUCCAUCGGUGUACAACGAUCCCGUUGCGACUAGCAAUGAAUAUCCACUCGAAAAGGUCCUGAAUGACGCUGCUAUGAAAGACAGAACAGUAAUCUUGACCACGUUAAAUGAAGCAUGGGCAGCUCCAGAUUCAAUCAUUGAUCUUUUUCUUGAGAGCUUUAGAAUAGGAGAUCGUACCCGUUCCUUUUUAAAUCAUUUGGUAAUCAUUGCAUUGGACCAAAAGGCAUUUGCACGCUGUCAGGUUAUACACAUUCAUUGCUUUUGUCUAGUUAGUGAAGAAACCGACUUUCGUGAAGAGGCGUACUUUAUGACUCCUCGCUACUUGAUGAUGAUGUGGAGAAGGAUUGAUUUCCUACGUUCUGUUCUUGAGAUGGGAUACAAUUUUGUGUUCACAGAUGCCGAUGUCAUGUGGUUUAGGAACCCAUUUCCACACUUUCACGUUGAUGCAGAUUUCCAGAUAGCGUGCGAUCAUUUCACAGGUAGAUUUGAUGAUGUAAACAACAAACCCAACGGAGGGUUCAACUUUGUAAAGUCCAAUAAUAGAUCAAUAGAAUUUUAUAAAUUCUGGUACUCUUCACGAGAAACCUAUCCUGGAUACCAUGAUCAAGAUGUCCUUAACUUCAUCAAGGCUCAUCCUUUCAUUACUUAUAUUGGACUGAAGAUGAGGUUUUUGGAUACAUCUAAUUUUGGUGGUUUUUGUGAACCAAGUAGAGAUUUAAACCAUGUUUGUACCAUGCAUGCAAACUGUUGUUUUGGUUUGGAUAGCAAGCUUCACGAUCUCAGAAUAAUGCUUCAGGAUUGGAAACAUUAUUUAUCUUUACCUCCAAGUUUGAAGAAGUUGUCAGUUGUUUCCUGGAGGGUUCCUCAAAAAUGCAGCCUUGACUCUCUCAGGCCCCAUGAUGCACCAGAAAGGAGUCCUGAAGAAUAAAGUGUUAAUUCCAUACAUAUCUGACUUAAAUGUGGAAGUUCAACUGUGCACUCGGAUGAAGGUAUGGAUUAGGAUAAUCAACUUUGCUAAACCGAUAUUUGAUGGAAGAAUUCUUCCAAGUAAAAUUACCUUAGGCAAUGUGUAAGAUGUAAUAAGCUGUUUAAUUCGUUGAUUUUUUUGUGUUUUCCUAGAGCAAAUUUUCUAACAUUAUGGUACUGGAACUAUUUUCUUAGCCUCAACAAUCAACAUCCAUGCCUUCAUCUUUUCCCUCAAUAAAGAAAUUCAGAAACAGAAACCCAA